CCAUCCCUUUCAUCGCAUAUUUUCCUUCUUCUCUCUCUCUCUCAAUUUUAUUUUUCUCGCUGUUUUCGUUCCGAUCGAAAUGGCUCGUACCAAACAAACCGCGCGCAAAUCCACCGGAGGUAAAGCUCCAAGGAAACAGUUGGCAACAAAAGCCGCUCGUAAAUCUGCUCCGGCGACCGGAGGAGUGAAGAAGCCACACAGAUUCCGUCCAGGAACAGUUGCUUUGAGAGAGAUCAGGAAGUAUCAGAAGAGCACAGAGCUUCUCAUCAGGAAGCUUCCAUUCCAAAGAUUAGUCAGAGAAAUCGCUCAAGAUUUCAAAACAGAUCUCCGAUUCCAAAGCAGUGCUGUUUCUGCACUUCAAGAAGCUGCUGAAGCAUAUCUAGUUGGUUUGUUUGAAGAUACUAACCUUUGUGCAAUUCACGCUAAGAGAGUUACCAUUAUGCCUAAGGAUAUUCAACUUGCUCGUAGAAUCAGAGGAGAGAGGGCUUAGAUUUGAUUGAAGGGAAUCAUAUUCUGUAGAUGACGCACUGUUACGGCUAGGCACCAGUUUUUGAAUCUUGAAAGUUGAUAAAGUCUGUUUCUCUUAAUUGUAUUUGAGUAAUUUGUUUUUCUGUUCAAUUUGCAAUGUAACAGAGAAAAACAAUUAAUCAAAAUGCGGUUUACUAGAUAUUAUUAUUUUGA
Molecule: messenger RNA, 681 nt
Organism: Lathyrus oleraceus (garden pea)
Lineage: Eukaryota; Viridiplantae; Streptophyta; Magnoliopsida; Fabales; Fabaceae
Product: histone H3.2-like
Exons: 1
Coding region: 80-490 (136 amino acids)
Cellular component (GO): nucleosome
Molecular function (GO): protein heterodimerization activity; DNA binding; structural constituent of chromatin
Source: RefSeq, a predicted model, not a curated record